AUGUCGAAUCGAAAUACACCUGGGAGGAAUGGAAGUUUCGGUAGUGGGAGGUUUAUCAGAACGAGGGGCCAACGAGACAACUGGAGGACAGAUUCCAGAAAUGAUAAUGAUGACGAACCCUUAGGACCCCCAACUAUGUUUAGCAGGUGGGGGACACGUUCUCCAAAAAAUAAAGCUGAGGAAACAUCAAGUUCUAGUUCUUCUUUUGGUGUAUUCUCUAGAAGUCAAAGUAAUUCUGAAGAAAGAUUCAGUAUUAACACCAGAGGCAGAAAUGACACCAGAAAUUAUAGGAGACCUCCAUACCAUGAGAGUGGUGAGAGAUAUGCUGUAAGACAAAUGGGGUUCAGAUUCCUCCAAGAUUUAUUGAAAAAUGAGGAUCUAGAACAAGUCAUAUUCAGUUUGAACAAUGACAAAAGAGGCUUCAAAGAGUUAUUGGAGAGCAGAGAGAUUUCCAAUGAUAUGAUUGUGAUGUUGGUGAAGCUUCAAUGCAGGAUAUGUGACUGUACAUUUCCUGAAUUGAAAUUGGCACUGUUUGAGAUGGCCCUGAGAACUAGCUUCAUAGAUAAUGUUGUCAAGUUUGUAUCUACUGUGGCUUUUCAAAGUGAUUUUGAGAAGAAACAUAACACCCUAUUUUGGAAUGGCAUUGACGAAUUUUGGAGGAACUUGCUGAAAAUUUCCGUAAAUUAUCAUGAUAUGAUCCCAACUACUUCCUGUGAGGCGAUUUUGAAGCUUUUAAAAGCUGCAAAAUGUAGUAUCCCUGUAAUUAUAAAUAACAAUAAGGGUGUACAUAUUUCUGAUGCAGUCAAAGUGGAGGUAGAUGAAAUAUACGAGUUGGUGGAGUCGACUUCUGCAGAAAUAGAGAAGAAAUUAGAAAUGGAGAGGGUGCGAAAGGAAAACGGCGAACAAGAACCUCCUAACGAUUUUAGGGAUAUCAGCAUUUAUCCUAGUCCCAUGGAGGUAACCAUUCCAGAUGCUCCCUUUUUGAGACCAAAUGUCACUAAAGGUCCUUAUCAGAGCGUCCAUCACUAUUUGGAUGUGCAAUUUCGGUUGCUCAGGGAAGAUUUUGUGGCCCCUUUGAGGAAAGGAAUCUGCAAGUAUAUGGAGAACCCCAAAGAAAGAUUGGAAAAUUUGAAAAUAUACAAUCCCAUCAAAUUCCUAGUUCAGGAAACAGUUACUGAACAAAACUGCUACAGAAUCCAAUUUGAUUUCAGCAAAACAAAACGGACCUAUGUGUAUGAAAACUCCAGGAGGUUCAUGUUUGGUGCUUUACUUUGUUUUACACACGACAAUUUCAAGACGCUUUUGUUUGGAAAGGUUGUGAAGCGGGACGUAAAAGAUUGUCUCGAGAAAGGACAGCUCAUUGUUGGGUUCAAUGCUGAUGUCAUUUUACCACCGAAUUUGCUUCACCUCAAUUAUUUGAUGGUGGAAAGCACAGUGUUUUUCGAGCCUUAUUACCAGGUUCUGAACGUUUUGAGAAACAUGCGCCCUGAGGCUUUCCCAAUGGAGCGCUACAUCAUUAGAGUGGAAACGGAGACCGAUCCGCCCGAAUAUCUCCUCAAAGGCGACCCUCAAAUGUUCACCAUAGAAUCCGAAACUUUCUCUCCACUCGACUGGGGUGAAAGGGUAUUCUACGGAUUGAACGACACUCAAAGUGAGGCUUUCCGAGCAGCCCUGACCAAGGAGUUCGCCAUCAUACAGGGUCCUCCUGGGACCGGGAAAACGUUUCUCGGACUCCGGAUUGCUCAAACUUUGUUGCAGAACAAGUCAGUUUGGUACACAAAAACGCCGAUAUUGGUGAUUUGUUAUACGAAUCACGCUCUCGAUCAGUUUCUCGAAGGGCUACUUCCGGUCACUGAAGAGGUUGUAAGAGUGGGAGGACAAUCGAAAAAUGAGAGAUUGAACAGUUUCAACAUCAGACACAAAAGAAGAAGGUAUGUCAAUGAUGCCGUGUAUCAGAGAAGAAACGAGGUUAGAAAUUUCCUGCAUAAGAUUUCGACGAUAAACUCACAUCUGAACGUGAUAGCAUCAAACAGCAGCGUCAUCAACUUCAGUGCGUUUGAAGAAGUAGUACCAGAUUUCACAGAUACCUGGUUUGGUUCAGCAAACAGUGACCAAAUUCACAUGUGGCUGUUUGGCGGAUUCGAUGUUCGCAGAUCCAGACAGAGAGAUAUAACCAAUGUAGGAAAUCAGGCUAACAGAGAUGCUGCUGCCAAUAAUGAGGAACCAAAAGAAGGAGAACAAAAAAAGGAAGAACCGAUCGUAGGAGAACCAAAAGAGGAGGAACCGAUAAUAGGAGAAGAAACUAUGGAUGUAAAUAACGAUGUUAUUGUAGAUGACAUUUUCGACAAUAUAGUGGUGCAAGACCUCGAUGAAUUGGUGAGCGUGAAAACUUUACAAAUUAAACUGAACGAGCUUUACAGGAACUUGGAAGAAAUAAACCAAAGACAAAUAUUAACCUAUUGGGACAAAUUGUCGAAAAUGCAGGAGGAAGAUAUGUUGAACUUUGAGAUUUACAGGGUCGAAAAUGAAUUGCAGUAUCUAAAGUUGAGACUGAAUGAAAGAAGAAUAAACACAAAUGGGCUCCAACCUCAGUUUGUUGAUUUGGUGAAUCCUCACCGCAUGACCCCUAACGACAGAUGGCAGUUGUACUAUCACUGGCUGUCACUGUAUGUUGAAAGUCAAAAAGUCAAGAAAGAAGAAAGCACCAGAUUAUUCAGAAGGGUGUAUGCAGUGUAUUCUGAUAUGAUGAGCAUGGAAGAUGCCCAAGUCAUGAAAGAGUCUUUGGUAGUUGGAAUGACAACCACCGCUGCAGCUCGUCUACAAUCGUCUCUCCAGGUCCUCAAGAGUCCCAUAGUCAUUGUAGAAGAAGCUGCUGAAGUAUUGGAAGCCCACGUUAUCAGCGCUCUAACCGCACACUGUAAACAUCUCAUCCUCAUAGGGGACCAUCAGCAGCUGAAACCAUCAGCCGCAGACUUCAAAAUCGAGACGAAAUACCGAUUGGGCAUCAGCCUGUUCGAGAGAAUGGUUAUCAACAACAUUCAAUGCCACACUUUGGACGUCCAGCACAGAAUGAGGCCGGAGAUAUCGAGCCUAGUCAGACCGGCUAUCUAUCCUGUGCUGAAAGACCAUGAAUCUACGAUUGAUAGACCGCGUAUCGCUGGCCUCGACAACUGUCUCUAUUUCAUCGACCAUAAGGAACAAGAGCAACUUUGCAGGGACAACAGUAAGAAGAAUAUCCAUGAGGCGCAGUUUUUGAUACAGUUUGCCAGACAUUUAAUCCUCAACGGUUAUAAACCGCAAAAUAUCACGAUUUUGGCUGCUUAUCUUGGACAAAUGUUUGAGAUGCAAAGAGAGAAGUUGAAGUUUAGGAUGCAACUCCAAGACGUCAGAAUUGCCGUUUUGGAUAAUUACCAAGGGGAAGAGAGCGACAUCAUCUUAUUAUCCUUGGUCAGAAACAACCAAGAUAAUAAAAUUGGAUUUUUGAAGUCAGAAAAUAGAGUGUGCGUUGCCCUGUCCAGAGCCAGAAAUGGAUUUUACAUCAUGGGGAACAUGACCAUGCUCUGUAACAACAGUGAGAUUUGGCCGAAAAUCAACGAGACAUUGAAGAAUCAAGAUGCCAUCGGUACCCAUUUGGCUUUGCGUUGUCAGGUGCAUACCGACAAAGUGACAAGGGUGAAGACCGCAGAGGACUUCUCGAAGAUGCCUGAGGGCGGAUGCGAUCGGAUGUGCGAGGCGAUGUUGAAUUGCGGUCAUAUAUGCAAGCGGUUGUGUCACGUCGAAGAUAGAGAACAUCAAAGAUUCAAAUGUAACGAGAUAUGCGAACGAUUACUCUGCGAAGAUACCGAGCACAAAUGCAAGAAACGGUGCUCCGAGAUAUGCGGACCUUGCAACUACCCCGUGGAACGAACCCUCAACUGCGGUCAUACUGUAUUCAUCCACUGCCACAUCGAUCCGGCCGUGCACAAGUGCACAGUUCUGGUCGAAGCUAAACUGCCUUGCAAUCAUAUAACCCAGAAACGUUGCCAUGAAGACGUAGAAACUGCCUUCUGUCCGCAUCCGUGCGAUACUAGAGUGGAGCCCUGUGGACAUGCCUGCAUGAGGGCUUGUCACAUCAGAAACGAUCCUGAUCACUUGGAGUAUAAAUGCAAGAAACAAUGUGAGAAACCCAUGAAAGGAUGCAAAAUGACAGAAGAUGAAGGUCACUUAUGUCGUAAAUUCUGUUUUGAAGAAUGUUCUUUGUGUGAGAUAACCAUUCUCAAGAAGAGGACCAAAUGCAGCCAUGCCUUCAAGGUUCCAUGCCAUGUUAACGUUGAUGAUAUUCAGUGUGAGAAGCCCUGUCAAAGAGAAUUGCCUUGUGGUCAUAAGUGCAAAAGAAAAUGCGAUGAAUCAUGUGGGAAUUGUAUGGAGGAGGUUUCCAAAGAAGUUCCUGAUUGUAAACACGAAAUCAAAAUAGCUUGCUUUCAAGAACCCGAUCGCAAAUACUGCGAGAAGAAAUGCCCACGCUUAUUGAGUUGUGGUCACCCAUGUAGAAAUACUUGUAAGGAAGUAUGUACCGAAGAUUGUAAGGUGAUAGUAGAAUGUGCAAUUCCUAGCCCUUGUGGGCAUACUAUCAAGGAAAUCGUCUGCUGCCGGAAAGACACAGCCGAUCCAGCGAUGUUACUGGAAAUGUGUUCGGAAAAAUGCUCGUUCAAGUUGGAGUGCGGCCACCAGUGCGGAGGCUCUUGCGGCGAGUGCGCGCAGGGUCGGGCCCACCAAAGGUGCCGAGAAAAGUGCGGAGUGCUGCUGGUGUGCGGGCACGAUUGCCCGAUUCCGUGCAGGGAGGCAUGCAAGCCCUGUCUCAGGGACUGCCUUUAUCGGUGCUCGCACAGCGUGUGCAAGAAGAAAUGCGGGGAGCCCUGUACGAGAUGCAAGGAACAAUGCAACAGACGGUGCAACCACCAGCAGUGCCGGAAGAAAUGCUGGGACUAUUGUGACGUUGAUCCGUGCACUAAACCCUGCCCGAAAACAUUGAAAUGCGGACACCCUUGCGUCGGCUUCUGUGGCGAUCCGUGCCCAGUGCUGUGCAAGAUAUGCGACCGGGAAGAGCUCACGCAGAUCUUUCUUGGCAAUGAGGACGAUGAGGACGCCGUCUACGUCAUGUUGGUCGAUUGCAAGCACAUUUUCGAGGCCGGCGAUAUGCAGCGUUGGCUUGAAAUGGACAAGGACCAGAUAAAACCGAAGGUUUGUCCAAGAUGUAAGACUAUCAUAAUGAAAACUGAAAGAUACUCAGAGUACAUCAAGGAAAGCAUUGAUGAUAUGACGAAUGUCAAGACGAAAUAUUAUGGGAGUCCGAGGGAAAUUGAGGACACAAGAAAUCGUUUGCAGAUGAAUGUGCAUAAAUUAUGCAAAGAGAUUUUUGGUGACAAUCGUAAAUCCUCAGUAUCGAGAUUUGGGCGUGUAUAUCAAAAACCCCUUCGUCCUGUAGACCAUUCAGGAUUGCAGAGAUUCAUUCAUGAUUUGCUGAGAAGACUACUACCUGUGAGUCAGCCAAAAUCUCAAAGGAAGGCUCCUAGAUCCCAGAAUGAUUUCCGCCGUCAAAAUAUUAAUAAAACUGAUCUUCAUGCUAUCGAAUCCAAAAUAAAACUCGUCAGUGUUGUAGCUGGGGUUUUUAAAGAAAGAGAAUUACUCACUACCAUCUUUCCCAUGAGCAUACAUCAACUAAAUUUCAUAUUGAAGUUACUAUCCAGAGAUGAGAAUUCGAUAACCAAACAGGAAGUAGAUGACAUAACUUUGGAAAUUGACAGAUUUGUGAGGUUCAUGCAGUUUGAAGAUAUUAUGUCAACCGGGAAAUCGGCAUACUCACAUUUAAAACUCCAGGAUAAUGAAAUGGUAAUGUCAAUCAAGAAACUACUAGGAAAACCAGUAAGAUAUGAUAAACAGCAAGAUGAUGUCUUGAAGUCUGAGCUAGAAAAACUUAAGAAAAUCGUUGCUUCUGCCAUUAUUAUCACAGAUGCAGAGAGAGUUAUGAUUGUCGGAGCCGUGGGACUGAGUAAAGGGCACUGGUUUAAGUGCCCCAACGGCCAUCCUUACGCCAUUGGGGAGUGUGGAGGAGCGAUGCAAGUGUCCCAGUGCUAUGAGUGCAAAGCUCCUAUCGGAGGUCAGAAUCAUAGAUUGUUGCCUGGACAAGAAGUGGCUACUGAAAUGGACGGUGCCCGACACGGAGCUUGGUCUGAGGCGAUGAACAUGGAAAACUUUAGGCUGUAA
Molecule: messenger RNA, 6243 nt
Organism: Phaedon cochleariae (mustard beetle)
Lineage: Eukaryota; Metazoa; Arthropoda; Insecta; Coleoptera; Chrysomelidae
Source: the annotation of a GenBank genome assembly